This is a messenger RNA of Engraulis encrasicolus (European anchovy), 1104 nucleotides long. RefSeq lists its product as uncharacterized. NCBI's taxonomy places the organism in Eukaryota, Metazoa, Chordata, Actinopteri, Clupeiformes, Engraulidae. Gene Ontology annotation, cellular component: ribonuclease MRP complex. The coding region runs from base 1 to 1104 and encodes 367 amino acids. The transcript has a single exon. Gene Ontology annotation, molecular function: RNA binding. Gene Ontology annotation, biological process: tRNA 5'-leader removal. The record is from RefSeq and is a predicted model, not a curated record.
AUGAUCGCUGGAUUCGGCACCAUCAAUGGACACGUCGGCGGCAUCCAGUGUCAUGUUGCUGGCCCAAGCGGAGUGCCGCCGGUGGCACCGCCACCACAGAUCACUGCUCAUGCCACAGCGGCGGCGGAGUUCGCCAUGCACUCGAACCUUUGUCUGCACUUCCAGAGUCAGCACUAUGCGGCCAACACCAUGUCCACCAGCGGUCUGGUUGGUGGGGUGACAAUGGGUACGAACUCUUUACUGACACAUCCACAAAUGCCCGUGCCACAGCUACCAAACAUACCUCUGCCGCAACCCCCAGCCAUACCUCGCCCACAAGCCUCAACCAUUCCUCUGCCGCAGCCUGCGAUUGCUACCCCUACAGCGGUGGCUACGAAACCUGCGCAGGGGGGCGGCUUUCGGAAAGUGUGCCGGACGGAGGACACUGCUCCGUGCCCGUUCCCGGGGCUGGCGCCGGGGGUGCUGCAGAUGCGGGUGAAGGAGGGCAGCAAGAUCCGCAACCUCAUGGGAUUCGCCAUGGCCCGCAUGCAGGGGGGUCCGAGCUGUGGUGCGGAGACUGGAUCCGGCAUUGGGCACUUCAAUGGAGGACUUGGGAUGCCAGGUUCCUCCUACCCCUCCUCCACCUCCACCAGCUCUUCCUCCUCGGGCCUGAGACAGGUGGUGUUCUCCGGGUCGGGCCGAGCCGUCACCAAGACCAUCACCUGUGCAGAGAUCAUGAAGCGGAAGCUGGGCGGGCUGCACCAGCUCACCAAGCUGUGCUACAAGGGAGUGCGGGAGGUGUGGGAGAGCCAGGACAGCAGGGGUAACAGUGUCGGAACUGCGGGCACUGGCAGUGGGGAGCUGACCGUGCACCGCACCGUACCCUCCAUCAGCAUCCUGCUCUCCAAGGACCCUCUGGACCCCCUCGAGCCGGGCUACCAGCCCCCAGAGACGCUCACCGUGCUCUGGGCAGAGAGGGAGGAGCAGAGCCCCCCUCUCCACACCGUGUCAUCAGUCAAGAGACCCAUGCUGCCGGAGCCCCCCUACGCUCCGCACACCGGCCAGCCCAGUGCCAAGAGGCUGUGUGUGGGGGCAGGGGUGCCGAUCUGCUGCCCUGCGGACUGA